Molecule: messenger RNA, 720 nt
Organism: Microthlaspi erraticum
Lineage: Eukaryota; Viridiplantae; Streptophyta; Magnoliopsida; Brassicales; Brassicaceae
Source: the annotation of a GenBank genome assembly
AUGGCGUCUAAAAAGCGAAGCUUUCGUCACUUCAUUGCAAACCAGGAGAAACCGAAGCUUCACCUAGUUCUUGACUUGGAUCACACGCUCAUCCACACGGUUUAUGUUUCACAGCUCUCCGAGAAAGAAAAGUACCUAAUCGAACAAGUCGAUUCAAGCGUAGAUCUAUGGAGGGUCAACGAAGACGAAGACCCUACAAACGAUUACAUCAUAAAGCUACGACCUUUCGUUCGUGAGUUUCAACAAGAAGCCAACAAGCUUUUCACCAUGUACGUUUACACGAUGGGCAAUUCCAGUUACGCUCAGACAGUGUUGGAUUUGAUUGAUCCGGACAGAGUCUACUUUGAAGAUCGAGUCAUAACGUACGAAAAGAGUCCUACAAAGAAGACACUUGCUCAUCUUGCGGUUGAUAAACGUACGGUGGUGAUUGUGGAUGAUACGAGAGAGGUUUGGGCGUCUGGUGACAAGAAAAACUUGUUGGAGAUCGCCAAGUACUUUUAUUUCAGAGAUGGGGCCAACUCUAAAUCUUACGCAGAGAAGAAGAGAGACGAGAGUCGAAGCAAGGGGUCAUUGGCUCAGGUUCUGAAAAUCCUCAAAGAUGCUCACAGUUUAUUCGGAAAGAAGUUUGGUUCUAAAGACUUGAGGAUUUUGAUAGAUCAUUGCAGACGAAAAAGACAAUGCUGCUUUCUUGACUUACUUAAAAUGCUUUGUAUUUUCUGA